Molecule: messenger RNA, 1851 nt
Organism: Perca fluviatilis (European perch)
Lineage: Eukaryota; Metazoa; Chordata; Actinopteri; Perciformes; Percidae
Gene: cplane2
Product: ciliogenesis and planar polarity effector 2
Exons: 5
Coding region: 29-748 (239 amino acids)
Molecular function (GO): GTP binding; GTPase activity
Source: RefSeq, a predicted model, not a curated record
AACUAGCUCGCUAGAGAUAACAAACAACAUGGCACAAGUUCCUCCUUCCUCCGGAUCAAUCGUAGUAGCUGACUGGCAUCGAUGUAAAGACAGCAAAGAAUAUUUCAGCAAAAUUCUACACAAGAAGAGACGCAAACACUUCGGCCUGUUGGAGUCUCCGGUGAUGCCCCCACACGUAGCUGUGGACACAGUUCACUAUAAGAUAUUCAUCUGUGGCAAGAGUGGAGUCGGGAAAACUGCUCUUGCUGCACGUCUUGCAGGCCUGAAUAUUCCUAACAUGCACUAUGAAACCACAGGUAUUGAGACGACAACGGUGUAUUGGCCAGUGAAGCUGAGAGAAAAUGGCAGAGUGCUUUUCUUCCGUCUGCAGCUGUGGGACUGUGGAGAGAAUGUCUUGCGUAGAUUUGACCAUUUGCUGCCAGCCUGUAAGGAGCAGGUGGACGCCGUCCUUUUCCUGUUCUCCUUCACUGACAGGACAUCCUUCGAUGAUCUGUCAAAUCAAAUUGCUAAAUGGACUGGGACACCUGAGGGUCGUGUUGUGAAAUUGGUAGUUGGCACCAAAUUUGACCUUUUCAUGCACUGUGAUGUGGCUGAGAGAGACGUGAGGGACUUCCAGGAGACAUGGAGCUUACCGGUGCUGCGUGUAGGCGGGGAGGUCAGUGACGGGCUGGGUGAUGUAGCCCCCCUCCUCAACUGCCUGGCAGAGAGCCUGUGGCAUCAGGACUGUGUUUCAGCCAGCCACCAUUAACAGCAGGAGACAGAGACUUUAAUACCGAAAAUGAUUUUAAAGAGGCAGUUGAGGUUAACUGGGAGGUUCACCCCUGGGUGUCUGCCUUUGAGGGAUUGCACUUAGCAGCCGAUCUGGGAGUGCUUCCGAUUUCUCAGGAUGAGAUGGAGGCUGCUGUUGAGAUAGAUGGACCAUUCCCUCUGACACUAGAAUGACUGCUGUCAAGAUGGAUUUUUGAUUCUGAAAGGUCUUAAAUUCUCCCGUGCUAUGUCAGCAGGGUGUUGAAUCAAUCGUGUUACGGGUAUGUCCCAUAGCACUUUUGCCACACAAUUGCCUCCUUGAAGCCUCCACUUGCUUCCCUUCCUCCUGUCAAGAGGAGACAAGUAAGUGUUUCAGAGGGAUGAGACGUCCUUUCCUCUGAAGCGUCACAUGAAUUUGUCAGCUGUUGGGGCGUUAGCAACUUCUUCAGCUGCACGGCUUCCAGGAAGGCUGCGCUCGUGUGUCCUCGCCUCGAUGCUCGGUCCUCGGUGCAGCUUUGAGACAGCCUUCACCGAGGAGGGACAGAACAACUUCCGGUUCAGCCGAGGAAUCGGCGAGCUAACAAAUAAGGGUGAUGAGAUUCAGCCAGUCUGGGACUUUGGUUAUAUUAACAUGCAGAAGUUUGCAUUUUUUGUGUUCUCCCUGCCAUUGAGUGCCAGUUAAGUUCUCACUUUUAUGCAUUAAAUAGCACAAAAAAACAGUUUCACUUUGUUUGAGACACCCCCCCCACAGAUUCCUGUUAACAUCUAAAAAGCACCAAAAAUGUUAAAACAGUGUGUUAAAUAUUUUUAUGUCAGAAGAUCAGGGACUGUUUUUUACCAGCUUCAAUUGGUGUAGUGGAAUGGCUUCGAAUGACGACCAAAAAUACUUGUCUUUUACUGUGAACAGUUAUUGUUCACUAUGCUGCAGUUUUAUGAACAAGAAACAACUUAGGCCUGGUGGACACGUUUUUGGAGGCAUUUUUGUUGCAUUAGGCUGAUCUAACAAAGUCAGACCUUUGUUUUAUUAAAAAAAAAUAUAUAAAGUGCACAUUGCUUAAAAGAAGUCAGCAUUUUAAUACAAGUGUGUGUAAAAAAAAAAAAAAA